UGCAGAUGCUCUACUAAUUUUCUUUAGGCCUUUGUAUGUGAUAAAUUAGAUUUAAAAUAAUUUGUGAGAUCAUGUCUGGAGGACAUAGUUGCUGUGGUGGAGGGGAUCAUGAGCCAGGCUGUUCCCUCAAUCCUGCUAAUGAUCGUUCUGCUGAGUUUAGUCUCUACACUAAAAUUAACUGGACUGAAUUCUGCACACUAAAUGAAGCUGUCAAAGGAACUGGCCAAAAAGUUUUUAAGUCUUGGGAGGAUCGGUUGUCAGAAGAAUACGUGGAGAGUGAUGUGGAUGGUGACCUCAUAUUCAAUAUCCCUUUUACUGGUGAAGUUAAACUGAUGGGCAUCAUUAUUGUUGGAGGACCUGGAGAAAUACACCCUACCAAAGUCAGACUGUUUAAAGGAAAUUACCGCGGUUUUGAUGAGGUUCAGGGAGAAGCUGACCAAGAAAUCGAACUUCAUCCUGACAGUAAGGGAGUAAAGGAAUACAGCAUCAAAACAACGCGGUUCAACAGCGUCUCGUACUUGUGCCUUCACUUUCCCGGCAACUACGGAGACGUUGACAACACGCGCAUCUCCUACAUUGGUCUCCGGGGAGACUUCAAGAAAAUCAACCGCGACGCUAUUGCUAUAACAAAUUACGAACUUAGGCCCAGUCUAGCUGAUCAUAAAAACGCCCUGGACGAAGGAAUGAGACAUGUGUUAUGAGCUAGAGUAUCCACAAGCUAUGGAAUUAUUUACGCAGAGCCGGAUCAUUGGAAAGGCGACGUGCUUACGGGCAUAUAUUUAUUCUGUCCUUGAUGAACAUGGGCCUCAUUGUUUCUUCUAUACAUGCGAGCCAAUUUUCUGUACUGUGGCUGAUCCUGAUUAGUCGCGGAACUGGCUCGAGGACCGCGUUUUAGUAAUGCCACUUCGCUUAUUAGGUUUUAUCAUUUUGAUAUAAAAAAAAUACAUUUUCAAUCAUA
Molecule: messenger RNA, 958 nt
Organism: Hyalella azteca
Lineage: Eukaryota; Metazoa; Arthropoda; Malacostraca; Amphipoda; Hyalellidae
Product: PITH domain-containing protein GA19395
Exons: 5
Coding region: 72-701 (209 amino acids)
Cellular component (GO): nucleus
Source: RefSeq, a predicted model, not a curated record